UCCACAAUCCACGAUCAUAUAGGUCCAUCAGGUCCAUACAACUCCUAGAAAGCCCUAGCUUCCCGCCCACUCUCUGUCACUCUCUCUGCACCUGGGCAGUCUUUUGCCAUUCCUAUCAUACGACUUACCGCCUAGACUUCACCGCACCCACACGCCCGCACACGAUCAGCCAUUGCUUUGCUGUUAAUUGUGGUUCGAUCUAGCCAAUUCUCCGGACGGCCGCCACCUCGACCGAUUUCACCGAUUUGCAUUAUUUUAUCCUCGCUUAACCUUGGAAAUAUCCAUCACCGCCGCUUCCUUUCCCACUUAGUACCUGUUAUACCCUUACAACUACAUACAACCUAACAAUCGUUACUGCAACUACCACGAACUGCCAACUGCGAAUUGCGAAAUAGGGAGGGGUUAUAGUUUAUAUACCAUGCGAAUCGAAUAAAUGCUUCACUCAACAUGGCAUUUAACUUCAACUGGUCGCCGCUCACGGCCGACGCCGAGUUCUAUAAACGAGCGCAAGAGCUUCUAACGAACGCACUGAAUAAAUCUCCGAAGCCUCCUAUAAUCGUCGAUGAUAUCCUCGUCACCGAGUUCAACCUCGGGUCCGUCCCGCCAGACCUGGAGAUAUUGGAAAUAGGAGAUCUUGCCGAGGAUAGGUUUCGAGGCAUCUUCAAAAUGUGCUAUUCGGGCGAUGCAUUCUUGACGCUAAAGACGAGAGUUCAAGCAAACCCCUUAAACACAUAUCUCUCAGCUAAGCCAAGCUUCACGUCGCCGCAACCGUUAGCGGCUGCAGCAAGUCUCACGAUACCUUUAUCUAUCACCUUAUCUGAGAUCAAGCUGUCUGCUUUUAUUAUAUUGGUAUUUUCGAAACAGAAAGGCCUCACGAUAGUAUUCCGAAAUGAUCCCCUCGAGUCUCUCAAGGUCUCUUCGACCUUUGACUCGAUCCAGUUUGUUCGAGACUACCUUCAGAGAACGAUUGAAGGGCAGUUGAGGGCUUUGAUGAUGGAUGAGUUACCGGCUAUUAUCCAUAAACUCUCUUUACGACUUUGGUGCCCCGAUCAAUUACCGAGGGAGGAAGUGUCGCCAAAGGAAGGAUCAGAGGAUGAAGCUGUUGUCGAUCCAUUCGCCAAUCCGCCUCCGGAAGCAGUCGAUUCUAAUGGUCACGUGCUUGAUGCAAACGAUAUUGCGUCAUUGUCCAUGGACGGGGGCUCGGAAUUGCAAUCUUUAUUUUCUCAAAAGAAUCUAUUGAAACUAGCAGCUCUUACCGAUUCGCAACGGACACUGUCACUAUUCACACCCGGGAUUCGCGAUGUGUUGUUUAGGGCUUGGGCCGGAUCGAUGGAUCGGAGCGAUACCGGAUAUUCAACUCCAGCGUUGACGCCCAGUCUGAUGCGUACCCAAUCUCUGCAGGGGAGCAGCAACACAUACACUUUUACGGAUUCUAGCAGCUUAGAUCAGGGUAGUAUACCUUCGCGACCAUCCCUGUCUAGUCUCCACUCUGCCACAACGGGUCUGGCCCUUGGCGCUGGUAGACACUCAAGAAGCUCACGCAAAAAGAAGACGCGCGUGGUCAACCUGCGUCGGACCAAAACCGGAAGCGAGGCCACUAGUGAAAGCAGUGAGACAGUCUCAGACUCUACAUCGAUUAACGGUCCAUUCUCAGAGCCGAUCCUACCAGAUUCAAUUCCAGAAGAUCACGAGGAGGAGCUGGCUGAUGAAGACGAGCCAUACUCGACACAAGUGCACUAUAGGUCCGAGAGGGAUGUGCCAUCUCGAACUCCUUUGAAUAUGGACAUAUAUAAAGAUCCGGCUAUUGACGAGGAUGGCCCCAUACUAUCAGUGGAGCCAAAUGCGGAGGCACCUCCAGCUCAGCAGGAGAAGGUUGUAGAACCCACCCGUUUCCCUUCCUCCUCCAAGAGCCCAUUCAACUUAGAGCGGCAUCGGCCGAUGGGUUCCGACACGUCGUCCGUGAUUCUUGAGCAGGCUUGGAUAAUGAAGAUGGCCGGCGAAAUUGCGCGUCGUGUAUACGACGAAAAACAACGAAACGAAAACUUCUGGGCGGAGAGAGACGACACUCCGCCCCCCGCAUACCAAGCGACACAAUAGAUCUAUAGAUCGUACAGGAAAAGUAACUUCCGAUCCUUUCACUUUUUUCGUUUGUCUAUAUCUAGCAUGCAUCGGCAGCACCUAGACAGACUGUACAUACGGUUAUGGCGUUACUACAGGGAUCAUGGCGAGGUGGGGUAACCGGGGAUUUGGAGAUAUCCGGAUGUGCUCUUUUUUUUAAUGUCUAUUGAGAGGCGGUGUGUAGCAGAGGCGUUUUGGGCGUAAUGGUUUUAAAAAAAAGUUGUGGGUCGAUCCUUUAUGCUCUUGUCGCUUUUUGGAAAGGUCUCACUAUAUUUUCUAUCUCUGGAUGUGAGGAAAAGUCGAGUGUUAUGCAGGACUCCGACGAAUCAUCUUGCACUACACAUGUUUUUACCAACACAACCACUUUAAACCUACUCUCUCUCCUAUGUAACGAGGUCUGCGCGACCUAGAAGGCCAUGGAAGACUCGUUUGUCGGGUAGGGGAGGGAUCGGGUCAACGGACGGGAUGGUCAACCGGGGGGGUUAAAAGGGAAAUAACUACUAGCAUGGAACGGGACAGGAAUAGGAAACGGAAUUCAAAGAUCACAUAGAUUGAUCGCCGGUGCAUAUGCGUCUCCCGGCACGAAACGUCUGGUAUAUUGAUAUAUCGAUGUGCUGGGAGACUCGCUCGAGGCUGGAGACCUCUUGAGAGAAAAACUCCAAUCCAAAUAUAAAUGAAAGAACAUAACUUCCCC
This is a messenger RNA of Annulohypoxylon maeteangense, 2812 nucleotides long. RefSeq lists its product as uncharacterized. The record is from RefSeq and is a predicted model, not a curated record. Gene Ontology annotation, cellular component: ERMES complex. Gene Ontology annotation, molecular function: lipid binding. The transcript is spliced from 2 exons. NCBI's taxonomy places the organism in Eukaryota, Fungi, Ascomycota, Sordariomycetes, Xylariales, Hypoxylaceae. Gene Ontology annotation, biological process: mitochondrion organization; phospholipid transport. The coding region runs from base 448 to 2097 and encodes 549 amino acids.